ACAGUGCUGUAAUGUACUUAUUAUAAAACAACCAAAAACUAAAACAAUUUAGAUUUUUUCAAUUUUCAAUGAAUUAUUUAAGAAAAACAGCAACAAAUUUUCCGGCACGUUUAAUACGCCUCCAACAUGCCGGCUCAGCAAGUGUGGAACUUCCUGCCGCGAUCAUAAAUGAAGAUGGUGAAGAUGUCUCGUCUUCAAGGAAAGUUAAGUUCGACAAAUCAAACCUGCGGCAACAACAUAAAAAUGUUCUUUUUGAAUGUCCACCCUACCAAGAGGAGCAAUCUUGGAUCCAUUUAACUGAGAAGUACCAGCGAAAAGCGUUUGGUCGUUAUGGAAGCAAGAGCAACAUAAACCCCCGGAUUUGCUUCGACUCCGCUGCCGGCACCGGAACUGCUGCGAGGCAGCCCACACAGAACAACGAUCUGAACACUUUACAAAAAAUGCUUGAGAAAUCACGAAUCGAACAUGAGGAGAAGAUUCAAACCAUAGUAGCACGUGAAGAAGCCAUUUCUAAGAAGAUGGAGAAGCUGGACCAAUGGAAGAAGGAUUUGAAUGCAAAGGUGGCCAAAAAGGAGGCGGAUGCAGCGGCUGCCAUACAGCGCAAGGAGCGAUUGAUCGAAGAGGUUCGCAGGCAUUUUGGAUACAAGGUUGAUCCGCGAGAUGAACGAUUCCAGGAAAUGCUUGAACAAAAGGAAAAGGAAGACAAACGCAAACAAAAGGAAGCUAAACGAAAGGCCAAAGACGAAAAGAUGAUGGCGAAACUGGUGGAAAAAUCCACUGCAUAAAUUUAAUUCUGUUAGUUUCCUAUUUUAAUAGAGCUGUUUGUGUUUCUAGAGAUCCAA
Drosophila willistoni is the source of this 842-nucleotide messenger RNA. RefSeq names its product growth arrest and DNA damage-inducible proteins-interacting protein 1 (gene CRIF). The transcript has a single exon. The record is from RefSeq and is a predicted model, not a curated record. The coding region runs from base 69 to 785 and encodes 238 amino acids. NCBI's taxonomy places the organism in Eukaryota, Metazoa, Arthropoda, Insecta, Diptera, Drosophilidae. Gene Ontology annotation, cellular component: nucleus.